Strongylocentrotus purpuratus (purple sea urchin) is the source of this 5169-nucleotide messenger RNA. RefSeq lists its product as uncharacterized. The record is from RefSeq and is a predicted model, not a curated record. NCBI's taxonomy places the organism in Eukaryota, Metazoa, Echinodermata, Echinoidea, Camarodonta, Strongylocentrotidae. Gene Ontology annotation, cellular component: actin cytoskeleton; cytoplasm. The transcript has 3 exons. Gene Ontology annotation, molecular function: protein binding. The coding region runs from base 131 to 1174 and encodes 347 amino acids. Gene Ontology annotation, biological process: actin filament polymerization.
CAUUGUACAUUUUCCGUGUCAACAAAACUGGCUUAGGUCAGGAUCGAGAAAGUGACAGGUAUUGAUUGUUGAGAAAUAAUUCAAAAUAAACGGAAAUUAGCCUCAUUCAGCAGCGGGAAAACGGCCCAUCAUGGCGCUGGACAUGCCUAGUUAUAUGACAUAUAUGACAUUAUAUGUCAUAUCAGCCAGUAUUGUGACGACGAACACCCGAUCAGCGACGCAUUGGAAGCUGCAGGAGAGUUCGACUGGCGAGUUCCUUGUACGGCCUGUCAGCGAGGAAGACACGGGGAAACUCUCCACUGAGGAUCCGGUGAUGAGUAUACUGGCACAGAAAUAUGGAUUUGGAGAACCCUUACUGAAUACGAAUGAUCAAGAAUGUUUAUCUUGCGGAAAAACAGAAGAUGGAGGAAUUUUAGAGCUUAGCAACCCAUCAGACCCAUUGCAUUGUGGGAAGCAUGCCAAUAAGACAGACUACGACAGUUUAAAUGGUAUAGCAGACCGAUGGAAACAUCCCAGCAUACCAGAGCCAGAAGUAGCCCUCAUAUUUAAGAGAAGCGAUUCGGAUCAGGUCGAUAUGUCGCUGCUGGAAAACUCGCUCAGAGAAACUAUAAAACUUAAUCCCUCAUCUUUAGCCGUCUUAAAUCAAGUAGGUAAUUUCUGGAGGAUCAAAGGCAACACGUAUCUGGCUAUCGAGUGUUUCCGCAAAGCCAUCUCCCUUUCACCGACCAACCCUGACAUCCUGCUCAACCUAGCGAGGGUGCUCUUCAAUCUCCAGUACCACUCCGACGCUCUCUUUCUAACGCAGAAAUCUCUCCAGUUCAAGACGCCCGACCAAAACUCGUGGCUCCAACACUUUACGCUGGGUGAGAUAUUCAAGGUGCUUGGUAACUACGCAGAGGCAGGGGUUCACUUUAGAUAUGCCCUGGAUCUGAACCCCACGUUCCAGCCUGCAGAAGCGCAUCUACGGGAAAUAGAACAGCCUACGCAGACAAACGCCACUAUUUAUACCAUCCUCAUCAUCGGGUUUUUAAUUGUAGCGGUCUGUGUUGCGCUUUACGUUGUCACAGAGGUUUACAUGAAUGAAAAUCCGUUGAGAAGGUCUCCUAAAAUGGCAGUUCCGUGGGACAGGUCAAAGUUCCCUAUGUUGAAGAGCAAGCGAGGAGGGUCGUAUUAGCUCACAGGGAUACGCUUUCGACUCCCUCUAUACAUGGUACUAAUGGAGGAGAGGAAGGCUCUCCAGGUAGAGUUGUUUUUCAUUUUAAUGUGACAAGUUAUCAGCCUAGAAUUGAAAGAAGAAAAGGUAUAACAUUAACAGAUUUGCUGACCUCGAAAAAGACUGUAACAGUUUUCUACAUUUUCAUACAUGAUAAGUGAUUAUUUCUGUUAAACCCAUAUUCUUUCAAACGCAAGAGGAAAAAAGAUGCUAUCCGUUAUCUCCCAUACAUUGUUCCAAAUUGGAAUCAAGUUUUUCACUGUGAAAGCCACAUAGUAGACGGGGUCCAUGAAUAUUGCAUCAUAAUUCGCUAACACCAGAUCAGGUUGAAUUACUAAUUUGUGUGUGCAUAGGCUUCUGAAGCAGUGCCCUGCACCCUAGCUUACGGCUAUAAGGAAUUCUCAUCAUGAUACCAAAUUUCCCUCAACCUCGAUAUAUGGAGGCAAGUUGGAAUAAUAUCUGGUGGGGGCAACAGGUUCGAUACUUGAGAGAACUGUGCACACGCACACAGACACAUUAAUUGGUAAUUCAACCUUAUCUGGUGUCGGUGCAUUAUGAUGUAAUACACAUGGACACUUACUACUAUGUGGCUCAAAAAAUAUGAUAGAAAGAAAUAGAUACAGGGGUAGGCUCCAUUGACUUAGUCAUGACACCAGAUUGAAGAGAACCAUACAUUGUGCAGUUGUUUGUGUUACUCCACAGUAAAGAACAGGGUCAAAGUGUAACAAGUCAUGUCCAGGGACCCGUUUCACAAAGCCUUUUUGUUCAAUGACAAAUGAUAAAAUUCAGCGACAAAUCUGCUGAUAACCAAUCAGAAGCAAGGAAUUCAGUAGCUUAUAACAAAAACUGUCAUUUGUCACUGAUGACAAGUUUUGUGAAAUGGGGCCAUGAUGGCUCCUAAUUUCAGAUUUAUCAAGAAGGGUUUUGCUUAGCAUCUGGGGAACAGACAGCAUUAGGAAUUUUAAAUCCACUAAGAAAUUUGGUUAAAUAAAAUCACUUUAUGUUAGAAGUAGAAGACAUGUUUUGAAAUAUAUUAUUUCCUUACAACAUUGUCCCUCAAACCUUAUCUGAUAGAAUUCAAGGAAUUCGAAUGGGUUAAUCAAAAUUUGUCCCAGGCAUAGUUUUGCCUGUUUAGCUUUACAACACAAAAAUAAUUAAGUAAUAGGAAUAUUCAUGAACUUUCUGAUAACCCUAACUUGGUUGGUAGUAGUUUGCAGACACAAACCCUUGUCAGUUACUGUGCGUAACGGUGUCUGCUCUGUGAGACUAGGCUGACUGCAUACUGCACACUGUGCCAUGUACUGAAGCUGCUCUGGACAUGGCCAGAGAUAGGCUCUGCUCAAGGCUUUAAGAACUGUGGUACAUUGUCAUGUUAGAGUCUCUGCCUGCAUAUUAGGUUGGUGGCCCUGUAAAAAUGAUUCCAGUAGAACUGGAUGACUGUUUGUGUUGGGUUAUGCCUUAAAAUCGAACUACAUACAUAGAAUUGUAAACCCUAAAGCAAUUUGAAUGUUAAUCAUGAAGUGUAAUUGACUGGUAUGCAGAAUAAUCAGACCCAGUAAUAUGGGGGGGGGGGGGGUGUCUAGAGAUCCAUUAGCAUAGCGUACAAAAGGCAGGAUAUUUUUACCAACAUUGCUACCACUGCUAAAUGUAUUUUCAAUUGCGCCAUCCUUCGGUGAGGGCAUACAUUGAGCAAUUCCUGAUUCCUGUACCCAAGCAUAAUCACACGCAUGUCAUCAGUUGGUGAUGCAUUGUGGAACAUGGCUGUCAACACAUUGGGACAUUGUGAGCAGCAGAUGGCAGUAUGUUUAUGAAUCUGAAGUAGUGUCGGUACAAUUCCCUGCCUUUAAGAGAGAUGGUUAUGACACUUGUAAAGACGCGUACACGACACAACUUCCGCUGUCAAGACUAUUUCUCAUCAAUUAGCUGUAUACUUUAGGUUAAAAUUCAUUUUGAAAGAAAAUACAUGACUGACCAACACCCUAGGCAACAUAAAGUGUAAAGAAUGAAUAAUUGCUGCAUUUUUUUUAUAACACAGAUUCCUUCUCUAUGUGAGAUUGAUACAUGUGAUGUGCUGUUACUUAAAUCACCUUUUUUUUUCUCUUUUUCAUCUCUGGUAGCAAAAUUUGGAGUGGGGAGUUGUGGUUUUAGUCUCGGUAGGUUCUAAUAUUGUCUUCUUCACUUAGGGUAUUUUACUGUUCUACAAACUGAAAUAUUUCUUGACUCAUCUGCUAUGUUUGAAGUUAGAAAAACAUGUUGGAUUUUAGAUCAAUGAAUGUAAGGAUUACAGAGAUGAUAAAAUGUCUUUUUUAUUGUGUAAACUCCUUCUCGGGGGGGGGGGGGGGGAGGCAAAUUCCUACUUGUAUUUGAACUUUGAACAAUUCGUCCUAAGAUAUAAAAGGGCUUUUGAUAUAUUGUUUUGUAUUUUCUUCCCAGCAAAACAAAGCAUGUAUGGGCACCGUGAAUAAUAACAGGCAUAAAGAUAAACUCUGUAAGGUUAUUUUUUAAAUGAUAACACUUAAAGGUGUUGGUAGGUGAAAGUAGGAAUUACAAAGAAACACAAUGAUAGUUUGAAGAGAAGAUAUAGAAACCAUUAAAUCAAAUCAAAUCAACUUAAAUCCAAUUAAAGUUGCUCAUACGUGGGUAUAUGGAGGGUAGCACACUGAUGUACGCACUGGAGGCGGGAGCGUAAUUCCCGUUGGCUCAGUUUUAUAUAGUAAUCGCUAAAUUGCCUACUUCACGAAGGACUAUAUACCCAUGCAUGAACAUCUUUUAAGUAUAUGAAGCUGGCUGCGCAUGCCUUGUCGUUACCAUCGUGCAAUUCUAGAACAUUCAUGAAUACACAGGAUAGACCAAAUACAAUCCAAGGUCAGUGAAGCAACUUGUUUGCUAGAUGGUGCGAUGGCCCAACAAAAGGUUUAAUUUUUUUGAAAAACAGUAAAUGGAACACAAGAUGGAGUCAUUUUGCAUGCCAAUGAGGGCUGCUCAAAACGUUGGUUGACUCUUUAGGCCCAUCUUCAUCAGCUCAAGUUUGCCAAAUAACCUGCUAUUUUCAGACUCAGGAUAUUUUCUCAUAGCUGGAAAUUGCAUCUUCACCAGACCAACUGUAUGCUCAUCACAAACUAGCUCGGACGAGCGCAAAUUAGCCCGCUAUUUCUCAAAUAGCGGGAUAUAUUGGAAACGAGACCAACAUUUCUGAUUUCCGCUGAUGAAGAUGCAAAUUAACUGGAUAAUUUGGGAUCGGGAUAAUUAAAAUAGCUGGUUAUUUGGCAAACUCAAGCUGAUGAAAACAGGCCUUUUGUGUCUGGCCUUUUUUGCUCUCUACUGUUGCAGGAUACCUUUUGAAAUUUCAAUUAAUUGAAUUACUAAGUAAUUGGUACAAGGGAUUGAUGCCUUGUGUGCAGCCAGCAUUGUGAAGUAUUACUAUACGCCUCUCCCCUUCUCUCUCAUUCAUUCCAAAAUAACAGUUAUUUUAAACAAGUCAAGUUUUUCCGCUAUCAUGGGGACUACACAUAAAAGCAUGUUGUAUUAAAUGAUAUUCAUUUCAACAGUCCAAACUGUAUUUAGAGAAAUAGUUGACAUGACAGCUACUUUUCUCAAUUAUUUCCAAGUCAUUGUGAAGCACUGUAAUGCUACUUAUUCUGAUUCUGAUUUCUAUUUGCGCAAAAUCUUGGCAAAGUGGAUAUCACUUACCAGUUUUUUAAUAAGUUUUCCUAUAUAUUAUGUCCUUUAAGUGAGACAUUAGCAAGUACUGUACUGGAUAACUUUAAUUUAUGAGUUUCAUUUUCUUAAUCUGUAAAUUUUAUCCUGAUCCUGUGAUGAUAAAGUUUCAUACUUUGCAAGUGUAACAUUUAAAUAUCCAAAGAGGAUAUUAGUAGGGUCAGUGUAUUUCCAACAACUUUUUAUGAUCUUCUUUUUUUCAGGCUGCAAUAAACCAUUUUCAUACUGUGAAAAAUUAA